Messenger RNA from Salvelinus namaycush (lake trout), 1959 nucleotides. RefSeq names its product potassium voltage-gated channel subfamily A member 1-like. The transcript has a single exon. Gene Ontology annotation, biological process: protein homooligomerization; potassium ion transmembrane transport. Gene Ontology annotation, cellular component: voltage-gated potassium channel complex; membrane. Bases 1 to 1959 code for a protein of 652 amino acids. Lineage: Eukaryota; Metazoa; Chordata; Actinopteri; Salmoniformes; Salmonidae. The record is from RefSeq and is a predicted model, not a curated record. Gene Ontology annotation, molecular function: protein binding; delayed rectifier potassium channel activity; potassium ion binding.
AUGGAGUUUGCCAUGAUAGGUUCAGAUAAUGGGUGCAAAACUCGACUGCCUUAUGGGUAUGCUCGCGCACGGGAAAGGGAGCACGAAAGGGAGAGACAGGUACAGCAGGCAACAGCCGCUGCUGAAGGUGCAGCAACUGGAGAGGGAGGGGAGUCCUCUGGCCACCUCCUUAACAACCACCAGCAGCAUCAGUCUCGCACCGCCUCCUCAUCAAAUGCCAACAACAGUAGCGGCAGUACCGCAUCGCGCCCCUCCUCCUCGCAACAGCCACAGCAGCACCACCAUGAGUCUGAGCAGCAGGUUCUCAGAGAAAGGAAAAAGCAACGCGGCGUAGGACGUUGGAGAAGGAGUCGCCAGACUCUCGGUGGGGACUUGCGCCACUCGGAGUUGGCGCUACUUGGAUCCGAGGAGGAUAUGAUAGAGGAGGACGAGGCGGAAGGAGGAGAAGAGGAGGACAGGGGAAGCAAGAGUUCCAGUUUUCUCUGUAAUAUGGAUGAUGAAGAGACUGUCUCACUCACAGAUAGACAUCCCCAAUCAGGAUACGAAAAUGUUUACAGUGAGUAUGUGUGCUGCGAAAGAGUUGUUAUUAAUGUGUCCGGACUAAAGUUUGAAACUCAACUUAAGACUCUCACACAGUUUCCUGACACUCUUUUGGGAGACCCGGACAAACGAAUCAGGUACUUCGACCCUCUAAGAAACGAAUAUUUUUUUGACAGGAACCGACCAAGCUUCGAUGCCAUUCUUUAUUAUUACCAGUCGGGGGGGCGAUUGAAGAGACCGCAAAAUGUACCUUUUGACAUCUUCUCUGAGGAGGUGAAAUUCUAUGAACUUGGGGAGGAGGCAAUGCUGAAGUUUCGGGAGGAUGAGGGUUUUGUCAAAGAGGAAGAGAAACCCUUACCAGAGGACGAGUUCAAACGCCAAGUUUGGCUUCUUUUUGAAUACCCAGAGAGCUCACAACCUGCGAGAGGGAUUGCAGUCGUGUCGGUUUUAGUCAUCGUUAUAUCAAUAGUCAUUUUCUGUAUGGAAACGUUGCCAGAGUUCAGGGACGAAAAAGAAUACCUUAAACCACGAGAUAAUUCGACAGAACCCCAUGGACAGACCCCUUUUAACGACCCAUUUUUCAUUGUGGAGACGGUAUGCAUUAUUUGGUUUUCAUUUGAGAUUAUAGUGCGCUUCUUUGCAAGUCCAAGUAAAACGGAUUUCUUUAAAAACAUUAUGAAUACUAUAGACAUUGUAUCCAUUUUGCCUUAUUUCAUCACGCUCGGCACAGAUCUUGCUCAACAGCAAGGCAAGGGGGACCAGGCAAUGAGUUUUGCAAUCUUGAGAAUAAUCCGCCUUGUCAGAGUCUUUCGCAUAUUUAAACUCUCCAGGCACUCCAAAGGACUGCAGAUCCUCGGACAUACCCUCCGCGCCAGUAUGAGGGAACUAGCGCUUCUGAUUUUCUUCCUCGUUAUUGGUGUCAUUUUGUUCUCGAGUGCAGUGUACUUCGCGGAGGCAGACGAACCCGCGUCUCAAUUCACAAGUAUUCCCGACGCUUUUUGGUGGGCUGUCGUCACUAUGACCACGGUCGGAUAUGGAGACAUGAAACCAAUAACUGUCGGUGGGAAGAUAGUUGGCUCGCUCUGUGCCAUAGCGGGUGUGUUAACCAUAGCUCUUCCAGUGCCCGUCAUUGUAUCCAACUUCAAUUACUUCUACCACAGGGAGACUGAUAAUGAAGCAGACUCGCCACCGGUUGUUGAAACCCCACCACCUGCCUGCCCAUAUUUCCCCAACUUUCUAAAAAAAUUUAAAGGUUCCCCCUCAGGCUCUUCGCUGGGUGAUAAAGCGGAGUACAUGGAGAUGGAAGAGGGGGUAACGGAGUCGCUGUGUGGGGUGGACAAAAGCCCGAGUAAAGGAAAUGGGACAGACAUUGGCAGGAAAAACAGUACAAGUUCAAAGUCACAACAGACUGAUGUGUGA